Molecule: messenger RNA, 9948 nt
Organism: Coregonus sp. 'balchen'
Lineage: Eukaryota; Metazoa; Chordata; Actinopteri; Salmoniformes; Salmonidae
Source: the annotation of a GenBank genome assembly
UGUUCUGAGGGGUUUACGGUAUUUGAAAAUACUGGCUCUUGUAUUCCAGUACUUUCGACAUAUGCAAUAAUGAGCUCACUACCGGUCUCUUCGGCUUCGCUGUGACAAGCAUGGCUGACACUGGUCUUGUAGAAACACUUCUUCGGCGGGUGGAAAAGGUGGACGGUGGUCUCGACAGUCAGGAUGUUGCGACCAGUCUUGGGGUGGACCACCAAGCCAUCGUCGGAGCUGUGAAGAGCCUACAGGCACUUGGUGAUGUGAGUUUACCUGCCGGUGUUGAAGCGGAAGUUAAGAGACCGUCCACUGACUGUGUUCAUUCGGCAGACUAGGACAGGUGACGCUUAAACCGACUAACAAAAACUUAAAACUGACCCUUACCUUAACCAAACCCUUAACCCCAACCUCAUUUUAAUUCUGAAAUUAAAUAUUGGUUUGGGAGUCAAGCGUGUCCAUAUAGCCCUUUCAUGUUCAUUCGAUGAUGAUGGGCGAUUGGAUAGGAAAGUGAUGCAAUAGGGACGUAAACGGGAUCAUGUUAGCCAGCUAGUUAGCAACCUUCUAUUGUGAAGAAUAAAUAAUUGUAGAUCAUGAAUAUAUAUAACAUUUAGCUACCCUUAUUGAAUACAGUCACAAUGCUAUUACAGACUUGCGUCCCUGUCAAGAGACACAGGGCAAUCCAAUCCAAUCCAACAAUGCAAUGGUGACUACAAUCCAAUGCAGUGGUGACUGUUCAGUCUGACUUUUCCACUGCACUGCUAGUCAGCAGACUUGACCAAAAACUGUUAGACAUCUUCAAUAUGUAGACAUUUGCCUUAAUGAUGAUUCAAUAAAAGCUAUCUACCAACGUCUGAUACGCCUAGCUGGCUACUACUUGUAUAGGAUGGUAAUUGAAUGUCAACAUUGAGAAAUUCGACUGAGCUAAUAAAUUGGGAGCUGUUAUUGUCACUGGAUGUAAAACAUUUUCCAUGGUAAACGUAUAAUAUGCAGUGAUAGCUAAUUCAUGAUGUGUACACCAGUCAGACCUUGAGAAGAUGAGAAAUGCGUGGUCCUCUGCUUCAAGGCUCCAUUAUGAUUUUGAUCAUGGUUGUUUGUUUCCCUGCGCAGGUUAUCUCAGCUGAGCAGCGCUCCUCGAAGCACUGGGAGCUGACUGGGGAAGGCUGUGAGAUAGCCGAGCAGGGCAGCCAUGAGGCCCGAGUCGUCAGCUCCAUCCCAGAGGAAGGGAUGCCUCAGAGCCAGCUCAUGGUGAGAGGACCUGCAGGGUGCCUGGAUAAAUAUAUACCAUGAUGUUGUUGUGAUGUUUAUUUGGAUGAAAAACAUAAUGUAAUGAAAGUUGAGCUUUACAUUGUGAUUUUGGGUCAUAGCAAUACAGUAUAUGCUCUCUACUUGGAGCAUGGAGGCAGUGUUUACGGAUUGUUUUGUCUCUGUCUGUUUAGAAACUAGCCUUUGGGAAGGUGGGUUUCAGCAAGGCCAUGUCCAACAAGUGGAUCCGUCUGGACAAAGGCCACGAGGGCGGCCCCAGGAUCUUCAAGACUGUGAGUUUAUCUUCACAUCUGACUAGGUGUGCUUUGUGAUUGAGUGUUGCUUUUAUAAUGGAGAAAAUAAGUAUGACACACACAAACAUCAAUCUCGUGUGUGGUGUGUGUGCGCGCGCGUGUGUGUGUGUGUACCCAGGUGGAGAGCUUAGAGGACUUGGUGAGGGACAAGUUGCUCCUGGUACAGAAAGGCCAGGCGUCUCAAUUGGAGGAGAAGGAGAAGAAUGAGCUGAAGAAACGCAAACUGCUCUCUGAAGUGUAAGAAUCAGACCUGUUGAUAAUAUUUGACUACUGUGAAAAGUAUGUGAAAUGUUAAAUAUAGGCCUAACUGAUAUCUACCAGUAGAUGGCAAUAGAUGGCAUUCAGCAGUACAACACUGUGUUCACUCAUCUGGCAUCCAGGCAUGUUCAGGAUGCCCCAGUCACAACUAGCCUCAGCAUAGUCCAGCUGGAACUUCAUACACACUCCUAUUUCAGCUUAUUAAUCAUGCUGAUGAUGUUCUCUGACUUGUUGACCCCUAAAUCUUUAGUUGAAUAACAGCUGAGAAAUUAUAUAAAUAUAAGAUUUGGAUUAGAAUAUAAAUUCUGUCUUACAUCAUAGUUACAUCCUACUUACAUAAUAUUCACAGAUCAGAUGUGAGUCAAUGUUGUCAUCUUGUCUGAGUCGAGAUGUCUAGUUCACCCAAUGAUACAGUUGAAGUCAGAAGUUUACAUACACCUUAGACAAAUACAUUUAAACUCAGUUUUUCACAAUUCCUGACAUUUAAUCCUAGUAAAGAUUCCCUGUUUUAGGUCAGUUAGGAUCACCACUUUAUUUUAAGAAUGUGAAAUGUCAGAAUAAUACUAGAGAGAAUGAUUUAUUUCAGCUUUUAUUUCUUUCAUCACAUUCCCAGUGGGUCAGAAGCUUACAUACACUCAAUUCGUAUUUGGUAGCAUUGCCUUUAAAUCCUUUAACUUGGGUCAAAUGUUUUGGGUAGCCUUCCACAAGCUUCCCACAAUAAGUUGGGUGAAUUUUGGCCCAUUCCUUCUGACAGAGCUGGUGUAACUGAGUCAGGUUUGUAGGCCUCCUUGCUCGCGCACACUUUUUCAGUUAUGCCCACACAUUUUCUAUAGGAUUGAGGUCAGGGCUUUGUGAUGGCCACUCCAAUACCUUGACUUUGUUGUCCUUAAGCCAUUUUGCCACAACUUUGGAAGUAUGCGUGGGGUCAUUGUCCAUUUGGAAGACCCAUUUGCGACCAAACUUUAACUUCCUGACUGAUGUCUUGAGAUGUUGCUUCAAUAUAUCCACAUAAUUUUCCUUCCUCAUGAUGCCAUCUAUUUUGUGAAGUGCACCAGUCCCUCCUGCAGCAAAGCACCCCCACAGCAUGAUGCUGCCACCCCCGUGCUUCACGGUUGGGAUGGUGUUCUUCGGCUUGCAAGCUGCCCCAUUUUUCCUCCAAACAUCACGAUGGUCAUUAUGGCCAAACAGUUCUAUUUUUGUUUCAUCAGACCAAAAAGUGCUAUCUUUGUCCGCAUGUACAGUUGCAAACCGUAGUCUGGCUUUUUUAUGGCGGUUUUGGAGCAGUGUCUUCUUCCUUGCUGAGCGGCCUUUCAGUUUAUGUCAAUAUAGAACUCGUUUUACUGUGGAUAUAGAUACUUUUGUACCUCUUUCCUCCAGCAUCUUCACAAGGUCCUUUGCUGUUGUUCUGGGAUUGAUUUGCACUUUUCACACCAAAGUACGUUCAUCUCUAGGAGACAGAACGCGUCUCCUUCCUGAGUGGUAUGACGGCUGCGUCGUCCCAUGGUGUUUAUACUUGCGUACUAUUGUUUGUACAGAUGAACGUGGUACCUUCAGGCCUUUGGAAAUUGCUCCCAAGGAUGAACCAGACUUGUGGAGGUCUACUAUUAUUUUUCAGAGGUCUUGGCUGAUUUCAUUUUCCCAUGAUGUCAAGCAAAGAGGCACUGAGUUUGAAGGUAGGCCUUGAAAUACAUCCACAGGUACACCUCCAAUUGACUCAAAUUAUGUCAAUUAGCCUAUCAGAAGCUUCUAAAGCCAUGACAUCAUUUUCUGGAAUUUUCCAAGCUGUUUAAAGGCACAGUCAACUUAGUGUAUGUAAACUUCUGACCCACUUGAAUUGUGAUACAGUGAAUUAUAAGUGAAAUAAUCUGUCUGUAAACAAUUGUUGGAAAAAUUACUUGUGUCAUGCACAAAGUAGAUGUCCUAACUGACUUGCCAAAACUAUAGUUUGUUAACAAGAAUUUGUGGAGUGGUUGAAAAACAAGUUUUAAUGACUCCAACCUAAGUGUAUGUAAACAUCCAACUUCAACUGUAUAUAUACCCUAACCCUGUGUUUAUAUACAAUAUUGAGUUCACCCAAACAGACUACACGAAAAUGUCCACUAAAUGAAUGCACCAGCUAAAAGACCACAAGCACUUUUCUGGGUCCAGUGAGGCAUGAUCCCAGUGGUGAGGUUUAUACUGUACCUGGUGAUAUUAAUGUUGGCUCCGUCACUAGCUCAGGCCAUUGUUCCCCGAGGUAAAUCUCUCUCGGUCUCGCUCUCUCUCUCGUUUGCUCUCUGUAUAUCUGUGCCCUAAAUGGCAUGCUUCCAGUGCCAAGCUUUGUUCGGUUUUAAUAUCACAAAUGGACAGCAGUAUGAGAACUCAACCCUGCGAUGUUCCCCGCGUCCAGAGUUUAGACACCCUGAGCAACAGAUUGUUGAUUGUCUACUUCCUAUUUGCUUAAUAGUGUCCCAAUCCCCAAUGUUCACCAAAAUAAGACCUCUUGUGGCCUUUUGUGACUCAUCUGAUAUAACACAUUCAAAUGACCACAUUUAUGAAGUUUGAAUGAGAAUUAUUGUAUUUAGUAUUUAUUUCUGUGAAUUUUAGGACGGUCAAGUCGUACUGGAUCACUAAGGGCAGCUGUUUCAGCACCACCAUCACCAAGCAGGAGACAGAGCUCACCCCAGAGAUGAUCGCUAGGUGAGUCCUGCUCUGCUUUGCCUUUCCUGUUAAGUUUGUCAUGGUCGCUCUAUGAUUGCUUAGAUGGACUGGGGAUUCCUCAUUCUGUAUCUCUAACCUGGACGCUGCUGCUAAGGACCCUGUCCUAAGGCAAAUGUAUGUUAGCCUAAAGUGGUUAAUUCUCUCACAGUGACGUCUGUGUCAUUUCUAUUCAUAUCACUGCCUGUUCUAGUGAAAUUGGCAGUGUUUUCAUCAGGUACCGCACAUGAUCCAAUUAGUUUUUACCUGGAAACUACAGUCUCUCUCAAAAUGCAGCUGAUCUCUUGACCAAGUCUGGUUUUCAUGUGAUUGUCUGAAACAGUUUGUUAGUUCUCAUACCCCAAAACAGCUUAAUGAAAAUGCACCAUCUCCUGGUCUGCAAUAUCACAUGAGGGGAUUUGUCACAGAACUGAAUUCAGGUGUCCCAAAAAUUAAAUGUGUUUUUGUUUAUUUGCCUCCACGUUUUAUCUGCACACAGACUUUGCUUGUGUUUGGCAUAUACACUCAUUAAUUUGAUGUUCUCUAGAACAUAUUAUAUGUUCUCCUCCAAAUUGACCUUUCUCUGGUCGGUGACAGUGGGAGCUGGAAGGAGAAGAAGUUCAAGCCUUAUAACUUUGAGGCCAUGGGUGUGGCCCCAGACUGUGGCCACCUGCAUCCACUCAUGAAGGUCCGCACGCAGUUCAGACAGAUCUUCCUGGAGAUGGGGUGAGUGUCCUAUCCUCUAUUCUGCCCUUGCAGGACACCAUCAGUAUAUACACACAGUACCCUAUAUCUAAGACCUGUGUGUACUCACUCUUCCUGUCUUCUUCAGCUUCACUGAGAUGCCCACCAACAACUUCAUUGAGAGCUCCUUCUGGAACUUUGACUCCCUGUUCCAGCCCCAGCAGCACCCGGCCAGAGACCAACACGACACCUUCUUCCUGUCUGGUGAGCGACUGGGUUUCUCUGUGUGUCUGGACUUGAUGCCCAGAUAAGAUACAAUGGUGCAUUAUUGAUGAUAUGCUGAAAGGGAAAUGUGAUUUCCCUAGCUAAAACAGACUCUAGAUUUACAUUAGAUAUAACUCACCUGUUUUCAUCAUAUACCAUCAGUAUUAUUUCCAAUUAACUAUUAUAUUUCUCAGACCCAGCUCAGGCCCAUGAGUUUCCCCAGGACUACCUGGAGAGAGUGAGGAAGGUCCAUUCAGAGGGAGGCUUUGGAUCACAGGGGUGAGAGCUAAUCUUCCACACACAUGCAUACGCAUGCAUUUACACGCACACUCACCAUGACCACAACCUGUUCUAUUUUUAACGCUGUCUGUGUUUGACAGGUACAAGUAUGACUGGAAGAUUGAGGAGGCUCAGAAGAACAUCCUCCGUACUCACACCACAGCAGUCAGCGCUCGCAUGCUGUACAAACUCGCUCAGCAGGUAACCCACUAUAUACAUUUUUUUCAUGAAUUAGAAAGCAAUUGCAUGAGGGUGAUGUUACAUUCUAACUGUGCAGCAAUUGAGCAACUUUCCUCUGUAACUAUUUCAAAUGUACAUUUCUCUCUACCAGGAAAAGUUCACCCCUGUCAAGUACUUCUCCAUCGACAGAGUGUUCCGUAAUGAAACUCUGGACGCUACCCACUUGGCAGAGUUUCACCAGAUUGAGGGAGUGGUGGCCGAUUAUGGCCUUACCCUGGGUGACCUCAUGGGCAUCCUUCAUCAGUUCUUCAAUAAACUAGGUGAGGGCUCUACCAGUCAGGGUUGGGGCAAUUCCACAAAUUCAAUUCUAAUGCAAUUAUCUCCCAGGAAAUGUAAUUCAAUUCAAAUUCCAUGUCAGUCUUUGAAUUAAGAGAAAAUUCAAUUCCUCUUAAUUCCAAGAAUUCAAUUCCAAAUGCAAUAUUAUCCCCAACAAUUCCACAAAUUCCAGUUCGAAAUUCAAUUCCUUUAGGCUUUCAGGAUGAUCAUGUCCCUGUUCAGACAGCCUAGCUAUAGUGGAAAUAUCGGAAUACAGAUGGAAGUGAUUCAAAACAAAUCCUACAGUAAGUGUUUCAUAUUAUAUGCAUUAAUUCCAUUAACUGGGAAAUAUUUAAUUCCAAUUCAAUUCCAAAGAUGAAAUGUUUUUACAAUUUCAAUCCAAUUCCAUAACUUGAAGAUUUGUUUUACAUUCGAAUGUAAUUCAACGUACAUUCUCAUGAAUGAGUGAAUUCAAGAAUUGAAUUGGAAUUUCAAAUGAAAUUGGAAUUGACCCCCACCCUCCUACCAGUACCUCAUUUCUUAUUUGAUUAUUAUUAUUAUGUAUUUAUUUUACAGUGGGUUCAGUUGUCUGUACUGAAGUGGCAUCUGAAUGCCUGUAGUCCAACAUGAGCUUAUUUCUCUGUCUGUCAGUUAUAGUAUUUCUGAGAAAGUAAAUAUAUUUUCAAUUUUCUCCAGGAAUCACCAAAUUACGCUUCAAACCUGCCUACAAUCCAUACACCGAGCCGAGCAUGGAAGUGUUCAGCUAUCAUGAAGGUACAGUUCUUGUGAAUAUCCUCAAACCCUGGCAUUUGUCACAUUUGAGUGAUGUGUGUAUAAGCCUUGGGCUUUUGUCUCACUCUCAAACCCAAAAGCCCAUAGAUGAUGCAGUCCUAUCCACACUGAAUCCAUCUUAAUUUGUCCAUUCCUGCUCUCUCCAGGGCUGAAGAAGUGGGUGGAGCUGGGGAACUCUGGGGUGUUCAGGCCAGAGAUGCUGCUGCCUAUGGGGCUCCCUGAGGGGGUGACGGUCAUUGCCUGGGGGCUGUCUCUGGAGAGGUGAGUCAAUGACAAAGAAACACACUGCUCCUGGUGAUGUAAUGGAAUUGACUGACCGACAUUUGUCUAAUACAAGAGUGGCAUUACACAACCCCUUCUGCCUGGCCUGGCCUACCCCACUUCCACUCUCGCUGACCCCUGUCUCUAGCGCUGGGAAGUGCCAGGGACCUCACGAUACAAUAUUAUCACGAUACUUAGGUGCCGAUAUGAUAUGUAUUGCGAUUCUCACCAUUUUCACAAUUCUAUAUCUAUUGCAAUUCGAUACUGCGAUUUUAUGUUCCAAACAUACACUGUGUACAAAACAUUAGGAACACCUGCUCUUUCCAUGACAUAGACUGACCAUGUGAAUCCAGGUGAAAGCUACGAUCCCUUAUUGAUGUCACUUGUUAAAUCAACUUCAAUCAGUGUAAAUGAAGGGGAGGAGACAGGUUAAAGAAGGAUUUUUAAGCCUUGAGACAAUUGAGACAUGGAUUGUGUAUGUGUGCCAUUCAGAGGGUGAAUGGGCAAGACAAAAUAUUUAAGUGCCUUUGAAUGGGGUAUGCCAGGCGCACCGGUUUGUAUCAAGAAAUGCAAUGCUGCUGGGUUUUUCACGGUCAACAGUUUCCCGUGUGUAUCAAGAAUGGUCCACCACCGAAAGGACAUCCAGCCAACUUGACACAACUGUGGAAAGCAUUUAAAGUCAACAUGGGCCAGCAUCCCUGUGGAACGCUUUUGACACCUUGUACAGUCCAUGCCCCGAAGAAUUGAGGCUGUUCUGAUGGCAAAAGGGGGGGUGCAACUCAAUAUUAGGAAGGUGUUCUUAAUGUUUGUUGUACUCCGUGUAUGUCUGCUGCAGAGAGACGAGAGAGCAUGAGAAACUGUUAGUAUACUGGAAUGGGACAUGGGAUUUCAGUAGGAAAAAGUGUCCAUAAUGUGAAAAUACACAAUGUUAUGCCUGUAAUCCCAGUGUGAUUUCCCAUAAAGGGGUUAAAGGUGGACAGUAGUGCGGUGUCUGGUCAGUAUCUGACAUCAUGUCCCCAGAUGUGCAGCCAUGCUUCUAGCACACGCCACCAGUCUGUUGGCCCACAUGUUGACAUGUUUACUUCUGGAUUGUUAUAUCUGAGCAAUGAGCAUAAAACACCAUAUUGCCUAAUGAGCCUAGAAUAAUGGUUUCUUCAAAUGCAGGUCAGAACUGACCAUUUAGAUAUAUUUGUGCUCUACUGCGGGUGCUUGAUCCCUGGUGACACUGAGGAGUUGUAUCUAUGAGAACAAUCACUGCUAAUGGUUAUAGUCAGUGAGCAGGGAGGGACCAUAUCAUCUACUCUGUGUAACCCCCUCCUCCAUCUGCUCUGUCCAUACAGACCUUUUCUCUCUAUUUUGUCUCUAUCCCUGUUUGUCCCCGCUUUCUCUCUGCUCUCUUCUACCUCUCUUUAUAAUGUACUAUGUCAUCUUCCUGACACUCUUUCCUCUGCCCUCCUCUGUCUCCUCCAGGCCCACCAUGAUCAAGUAUGGUAUCAACAACAUCCGUGAGCUGGUGGGACACAAGGUCAACCUACAGAUGGUCUACGACAGCCCUGUGUGUCGACUGGACUCUUAGAUUCUGUUCAGGCUUCCUCUUGGACAGGCUCACAUUACCAUACACAUCCCAUCCAAGGCCUGUGUCAUCAGGACCCCUUUGCUCCCUAGUAACCAUAUGAACACUGAACAAUCCCAUGAACCCUUAAUGUACCCUGGCCAGAGACUGCCAGAGAGACAGAUCUGUCUGUUUGAGAGGGAGGGAAAGAGGACUUACUUUUCUCCUUAUAGCUUGUCUGGGAUGCUAGCUGGAUUAUUGCCAUUGUUUAGCCACGUGAUACACAGGUUAUACUUUAAACCUAUUUUAUGAAACAUAACUCCUCUUUAGUCCUAACCAGCAGCUAUGCAUGUGCUGAGGGGUAGUGCUAGUACUGUUUCCUCUGCUGAUGUGUGCACUACAUCAGAGCAUAAGAAACUUCACCAGUGAGUCUGUUUUUUAAUUUAAAUGUUAGAAAACUGCACAGAGGCUACCUUUUGAGCUCCCAUGGAAUGAAAUGCUUGUACAAUAAAGAUGCUAACUUGAAGCCCUUUAGCCUUCCAUACAAAACCAACCAACUCUGUGCUGUGUCCACUCAGUUCAUGAGACAAAUUAGAAAUGGUCAAAUAAAGAUGUUUGAAAGUACCACGAUUUAUGUUGUCAAUCUAAUGUAAUCACCACUGGUAAUGCUGAGUGUUUGUUAUUCUGCUCUGGCUGUGCUAGGUCCGGUUUUAACCUGUCAGAAUAACAUUCUUGUUCUCCUUGUUGUGGCUGGUGCGUAACGUGGUUUGGCGUGUUGAAUGAUGUGUGACAAGAUUUAACCCAGAGGAUUUAGGAGUUAUUUGUGUCAUUCCAGUGAAUGUGGGAUUACGAAUCACCUUCAUUGCCUCUAAAUCUCAUGUCAUCGUACACAGGGUAGUCUCUUAGCUUUGUGUGUGUACCGUGUGUACAGGAGAUAAUUAGGUUAACACAUUAGAGCACUUUGGUUGUAAGUGUAACCUAAAAUAAUUUGCUAUGGUACUGAAUGGUUUGCAAUGAUACUAAAUAAAGAUUCAAGUCUAUUCCUGUUAGUUUGUUUUAGGCAACGGCACGUUGGAUAUCUUUUUUGCUGGUAGCCUAGUUCAUUCCCAAUCCCUGCAAGAUUCUGAAUAAAUGUGC